Messenger RNA from Onychostoma macrolepis, 2466 nucleotides. RefSeq names its product prostaglandin-endoperoxide synthase 1 (gene ptgs1). Gene Ontology annotation, biological process: response to oxidative stress; cyclooxygenase pathway. Gene Ontology annotation, molecular function: oxidoreductase activity, acting on single donors with incorporation of molecular oxygen, incorporation of two atoms of oxygen; peroxidase activity; prostaglandin-endoperoxide synthase activity. NCBI's taxonomy places the organism in Eukaryota, Metazoa, Chordata, Actinopteri, Cypriniformes, Cyprinidae. The transcript is spliced from 11 exons. The record is from RefSeq and is a predicted model, not a curated record. Gene Ontology annotation, cellular component: neuron projection; cytoplasm. The coding region runs from base 311 to 2119 and encodes 602 amino acids.
CUGUUAGUUCUGUUUUGUGGUUUAAACAGUGAGUUUGGUCUGGUAUUUCAUGUUGCUUCCACUCUAAAAACUGGAGUUCCUUUCGAGUGUUUUUUUUUUUUCUCUCUUUCUCAUCAGUUUGCAAAAGCCUCCGCGAGUCUCUGUCAGUGCACGAACAGACUUUGGCAUGCAUCUGUCUUGCAUGGGAAGAUAAACGACAUGGAAUUAUUUAUUUGGAGUUUUUUGCUUCUUUAACACCACUUUUGAAUUCUUUGUGCUUUCGUAUUGUAAUCAUAUUUUGUAUUUAAUACUUUUUGUGUUCCAAACUACAAUGAAAGAUAUUUCGCUUUUAGUGUUUAGCUUUUUACUGAAGUGGACGUUUAUCCUGCUGCCGAGUCUCUCCUCAUGUGUUGGUGAAGAAAGCCCAACUUCAUCAAACAUUGUGAAUCCUUGUUGCUAUUACCCUUGUCAAAACCGAGGGAUUUGUGUUCGAUAUGGCCUGGACAGAUAUGAAUGUGACUGCACCAGAACAGGCUUCUAUGGAGAAAAUUGCACUAUACCCGAGUUCUGGUCACGAGUCUACCGGCUCCUGAAGCCCAGUCCUAGCAUUGUCCACUACAUCCUCACCCACUUUGACUGGUUAUGGGACAUCAUCAACAGGACGUUCUUCAGGGAUUGGCUCAUGCACAAAGUGCUCACAGUAAGAGCCAACUUAAUCCCAAGUCCCGCAACAUACAAUUCCAAAUAUGACUACUUGAACUGGGAAGCGUAUUCCAACAUCACCUACUACACAAGAAUUCUUCCCCCAGUCCCUCAGGACUGCCCCUUGCCAAUGGGAACCAAAGGAAAAAUUAAGCUUCCAGACCCCAAGCUUCUGGCAGAGAAGUUCCUGUUAAGGCGGAAUUUCAGACAGGACCCUCAGGGAACAAAUUUAAUGUUCGCAUUUUUUGCUCAGCACUUCACGCACCAGUUUUUUAAGACUCACAACCGUCUUGGACUUGGGUUCACAAAAGGCUUGGCUCAUGGGGUGGAUGCUGGACACAUUUAUGGAGAUACUCUUGAUCGCCAGCUGGACCUCAGACUGCACAAAGAUGGGAAGUUGAAGUACCAGGUGGUCAAUGGUGAGAUGUACCCCCCCACAGUGCUAGAUGCACCGGUCAAAAUGAGCUACCCGCCGUCUGUCCCACCGGAGCAGCAGUUGGCCAUUGGGCAAGAAGUGUUUGGCCUGCUGCCGGGUCUCAGUAUGUACGCCACAUUGUGGCUGCGUGAGCACAACCGUGUGUGUGAUAUCCUGAAACAAGAACAUCCUACCUGGGGGGAUGAGCAGCUGUUUCAGACCACCAGGCUCAUUAUUAUAGGUGAGACCAUUCGUAUUGUGAUCGAGGACUAUGUGCAGCAUCUGAGUGGUUACCGGCUGAAGCUCCGCUUUGAUCCCGCGCUGCUGUUCACCUCACAGUUCCAGUACCAGAACCGCAUUUCUGUGGAGUUCAAUCAGCUUUACCACUGGCACCCGCUCAUGCCUGACAGCUUCCAAAUCGAUGGACAAGACAUUCACUACCCUCAGUUCAUUUUCAACACCUCUAUCCUCACCCACUACGGGGUGGAGAAACUGGUUGAGGCCUUCUCAACCCAACCCGCGGGACAGAUUGGAGGUGGCCAUAAUAUUCACCCAGUGGUGCUCAAAGUAGCUGAGGGGGUCAUCAUUGAAUCAAGGGAGCUUCGACUUCGGCCCUUUAAUGAAUAUCGCAAGAGAUUCAAUCUGAAACCCUACACGUCAUUCUCAGAAUUGACAGGAGAAGAAGAGAUGGCUAAAGAACUAGAGGAACUGUAUGGUGAUAUUGAUGCUCUGGAGUUCUACCCAGCUCUUUUGCUAGAGAAGACACGAUCUGGUGUGAUAUUUGGUGAAAGCAUGGUGGAAAUGGGGGCCCCUUUUUCCCUAAAAGGCCUCUUGGGGAAUCCUAUUUGCUCCCCUGAGUACUGGAAGCCCAGUACAUUUGGGGGGAAGACAGGUUUUGAUAUAGUUAAUUCUGCUACUUUGAAGAAACUGGUUUGCCUCAAUACAAAAUGGUGUCCAUAUGUGUCUUUCCAUACUCCUCCACCAGAUUAUAAACAUCAGAGGACAUCUCACGGUGAACUUUAGCACAAUGUACUUCUGGAAUUUGUUUUAUAUCACUGAUCAAAAAUUUGACUUCUAAUUACGGAUGUAAAUGACAAUGAAUUAUCUUGUAAAUCAGAACUGAAUUAGUAAUGACAAUUAUUAGAGUUGUUAUUUGUAACAAGGUGACUGAAGAAUUCAUUUUCAUAGUAUUAUAAUAUCAUUAACAUGUUUUGGAUGAUGAAAGAAUGUUUAUUACAACAUACAUGAGCAAUUUAUGGAUUUAAUUGACCCUUUGCUAAGCCCUGCCAUAAAAACAUUUCUUAAAGGGAUAGUUCACCCAAAAAUGAAAAUUUUAUGUUUAUCUGCUUACCCCCCAGGGCAUCCAAGAU